Linum trigynum is the source of this 321-nucleotide messenger RNA. The record is from the annotation of a GenBank genome assembly. NCBI's taxonomy places the organism in Eukaryota, Viridiplantae, Streptophyta, Magnoliopsida, Malpighiales, Linaceae.
AUGGCAAUAAAAUCCGGAUUGGGAUCCCGUCUCCAUUCCCGUCGCCGCCAAACCUGUGUCCUCCUCCCGUCACCAUUCCCGUCGCCGCCGAAUCGGGAUCCCGUCUCCAUUCCAGUCGCCGGCCGCCCUCCCCCUGCUACUCCUCUGCUCUGCGCCUCCAAGUCCCCACCUCCCCGCCGACGGCCGACGUUUGAAUCCACACCGCGCCGCCCUCCCCCUGCUACUCUGCUCCGCGCCUCCACAUCGCCGCCUCCCCCCGACUCCAGUCCUGCCGCCCUUCAGUCCCGCCGCCCUCCUCCUUCUCCUUUGCUCCGCGCGUAG